UCCUUUGCAUAUUGGGCGCCUUGUUCUACACACUCGGCGACGUUUACCAAUCAGGUCGACACAUGCAGCAAACCACGCCUACGCGGCAACUCGUGUCGCGCGCGCCUCAUCAGCAUUGUACUGGCGGCGGAGCAACCAAAAGUUGUCACUAUCCUUUUGCCGCUGCUGCAUGCUCUGCGGACUCUUUCUGUAAUAUUUAACUUGGUUAAUUCAAGCACGUUUGUCUUUGUAGUGGGUAAUAGCGAGCUCGAAAACUGCAUUGAAGAAGCUGCAGAGUUCACCAGCUGAAGCCAACUAGCAUUACUACCUUUAGUUAAGUUGCUGUCGGGCACCCCGUGGGGUUUAAAGUUCAGCUAACAGUAGCGUCACUGGCUACUAGCAGGUAGUUAGCUCUAGUCACAAUGGCAGCUGUGUGUCAGCCACGACGUGCCUUGGUGGAGAUACAUGCUCCACAGCCCAAAAUUGCAGCUCGAAUGAGGAGGUCCUAUCUAGAAAUUCUGAGUGCUCGGUUAGUUCCAUCUCCACUCCCAAGAGGGAGAAACGCAACGACUAACGCAAAGCGUGGGCACUCACUGGACUUGUCCAUUGGUGGGGUCUGGAGUGGGAGGAUAGUGGAGCAAUGUGAGAAGAUGGACGAGCACCACAUCCCUCUCUCCAAACAGCAGCUUGUACAGCUAAUUAGAUCCCUCAUCUUAGUUGAGCAGAGCCAAGAGCCCAGGAUGCUGGCGUCUGACCUGAAGUAUCUUCAAGACGACCUGCAACAAAAGAAAGCCCAUGUUUACCGGUCCAUACCGUACUCGCGGCUCGGCUCCAACAGGGACGCUCACUGCUACAGAAAAGCAUAUCCUCACCUGGUGGUGUUCAAAGUUUCCUGUCAGGAGUGGGGCCACGUUCUCCUGAGGAACAAAGAGUGGGAUGCCGUGUUGGAGCACACGUUGAUGGCGUGGCGCUACACCAGCGAGCUGCCGCAGUGGGAUACAGCGAACCACAACGCUCUCAGAGAACAGUGUUACGGCAUUUUGGCAGCUCACAGCCUCGCCGCUCUCCAGCACCACCACCCUGGACCCGACAGAGGACGCGAGCUGCUCAGAAGGCUAAAUAUGGCUCAGUUGCAAAGCCAGUCAAUUGUGCCGUGUAUUCAGGAGUUGCAGAGGAUUAUGGGAUGUGCUGAUGUCUCCUCCAUGGACACAAAAUAACACGAGACGUACCCUCUGACCAGCUGACGACAGUCAAAAGUGUGCUUUGUAGUUGACCUAAAUAAUUUAUAUGUGGUACAGGGCCAAAAAACAUUUUACGUGUUAGUGUUUGUUUGGAAAAACCACAACAGUAUUUGUCCAAAGGGCAGGGUAGCAACUAAAAAUGUGAAGGUUUGAAAAGGUAACGAAAACCACCGCCUACAUGGUCGAAAAUGCAACAAAUCCUCAAUUUUAAUCACAAUGUGUUUUUCUGUGGACUGGAAAGUAUUGGAGUGCAACAUUUGUAGCAUAGCACACCUCAAAAUGUAUUUAUUGUUGUUAAUGUUAUCUUCAUAUGUUGCCUUACAAAAAACACUUAUUUUUAGAGGAACAGUCACAUCCUGAGAAAUGUUGCGAUCAGUUGGUGCUGCCGGAUGUAUUUAUGAUGUUUGUAUAUUUUUAGAACUUUGUUUAGAAUCACUUUUGCAUUGACCAUUGAAAUGUUAAAAGUAAGAAAUGGCCUUGUUGCUUUAUCAGGAUAUGUGUGUGUAUGUGUAUGUUACCGUUGACAAUACUUGAAUACUGUGGCCUUUGCCAUCUUUGACUAUAGUUGUAUGUAUGUCGUGUUUAUAGAGAACAGGCUGGCACUGAUUGCACUGUUGCCAUUUGUCCUGAAAACUUGAACAUUUUGAUAAAAGACUCCCAAUUUCAUUGAAGUUACUUUGUACUAUUGAACAGCGUGCCCAUCUGUGUUGUUUGUCUCACUUUGUCCUUGGUUUCUGUAUUUAGUCUUCACUGUAAAGCGGCGCAUUUUUCCAUGUAACCCAACAAACUAGUCUGUUUGCAGCAGACAUUUAUAUUCCUGCUGAUGCAUAGCUGUGAUACUCGGCUACUUGCAGUAAGUUUGUGUUUCACGGUUGCUUUUUGAUAAACUUACAGUGACUGUAAAGAUCAAACCAGUUAACAGUCUGCUUUAGUCACAACUUCACAAAAUGUGUAAUUUGCUGAUGUGUCCAGAUGUCUGCUUCACAUUUUGUAUCUGAUGUCUGUCGGUUCUUUCCAAGCAUCACAUAGUGAAUUAUUGUCUGCCUAAAAUCAUUUUUUUCAUAUAGUGCAUUAGACCAA
Anarrhichthys ocellatus (wolf-eel) is the source of this 2300-nucleotide messenger RNA. RefSeq lists its product as uncharacterized. Gene Ontology annotation, molecular function: proteasome binding. The transcript has 6 exons. Gene Ontology annotation, cellular component: nuclear membrane; nucleus. The coding region runs from base 402 to 1196 and encodes 264 amino acids. The record is from RefSeq and is a predicted model, not a curated record. Gene Ontology annotation, biological process: nuclear protein quality control by the ubiquitin-proteasome system; proteasome localization. Lineage: Eukaryota; Metazoa; Chordata; Actinopteri; Perciformes; Anarhichadidae.